AUAUCUCCGCCACCAUCCAAGCGAAGACGUAAGGAGGUGAAGGAGGAUCGAGCAAGCGCUGCAGCACCCAACGUAGCCCGCAUAGCCAUCUACUCCUGGAACGUCAAUGGCAUCACACCAUUUCUGCAGCCCACGAUUGCUGCCUUCUUCGACGCUACGCGAAGCACGGCUGGUAACUUCCCUGCUGAUCGGCCAAGCACCUCAGCAUCUUUGCGAGAUGUUCUGCACAAGUACGGGUGGCCCACCAUGCUGCUCCUCCAAGAAGUGAAGAUCAACCCAGACGAUGUAGCAACCCAGAGAAGAGUCCAGCGCGCCGUCAUGCCAGCGCCGGAUGAGGGCACCGGAGCCGUAUCUUACAAGGCCUAUUUCAAUUUGCCGUCGGACAAAAACAAUGCGCGAGGUUUUGGGCGAAAGCUUUAUGGCGUUUGCAGCUUGAUCCGACAAGACUUUGUGCAGCGUUAUGUGGAAAAAGUCCGACAGGUAGACUGGGAUGCAGAAGGUCGAUUUUUGGUGUGUGAGACCAAAGCCAAUGAUGCCGUACCGAGACUGGCAAUCCUCAAUUGUUAUCUGGUGAACGGAACCGAUGGAUCCUACAAGUCUGAGACCGGUGCGGUAGUUGGCACGAGGCACGAUCGCAAGCUGAGGGUGCACGAGAUGCUGCAGCGUGAGGUCCGAGCACUCGAGGGUAAAGGAUUCAAGGUUGUCAUCGCUGGCGAUAUGAACGUCGCUCGAUCAAGUUUAGACGGACACCCAAAUCUAAGAACUUUCCCGUUACAGCACUGUGUGAAUCGUGCCGACUUCGAAGAUAGAUUCUUGAGCAAGUCUGAGGUUGAAGGAACAUCAGCCGAUGGUUGUCAAUCAGAUGCGAGUCUGCAAAUGAUCGACAGCUUUCGUCACCUUCAUCCCACCAAAAAAGGAUACACCUUUUAUCCGCGCUCCAAGGAUUUCAGGGCCAGUGCUGAUAGAGUGGAUAUGAUAUUACUCUCACGAGGGCUGGAAUCAAAUCUGAGCGAAGCGGAUAUGCAUGAGACGCCGGCAGACCGUGGACCAAGUGAUCAUGUCCCACUAUUUGCUGAGCUGCAG
Pseudocercospora fijiensis CIRAD86 is the source of this 1083-nucleotide messenger RNA. RefSeq lists its product as uncharacterized. Lineage: Eukaryota; Fungi; Ascomycota; Dothideomycetes; Mycosphaerellales; Mycosphaerellaceae. Gene Ontology annotation, biological process: base-excision repair. Gene Ontology annotation, molecular function: DNA-(apurinic or apyrimidinic site) endonuclease activity; phosphoric diester hydrolase activity; endonuclease activity. The transcript has 4 exons. Gene Ontology annotation, cellular component: nucleus. The annotation marks the transcript as partial. The record is from RefSeq and is a predicted model, not a curated record.